Vigna unguiculata (cowpea) is the source of this 2040-nucleotide messenger RNA. RefSeq names its product BTB/POZ domain with WD40/YVTN repeat-like protein. Gene Ontology annotation, molecular function: protein binding. NCBI's taxonomy places the organism in Eukaryota, Viridiplantae, Streptophyta, Magnoliopsida, Fabales, Fabaceae. The record is from RefSeq and is a predicted model, not a curated record. Gene Ontology annotation, biological process: protein homooligomerization.
CAAAAGGAGAAAAAGGAAAAAAAAAGUAAGAAAACAGAGAGAGAAGAAAAACAGAGUGACUUAGUGGGAGAGAUGAAAGUGAGUCAAUUCUGUUUUGAAUUUCAUCCAUAUUGAUUCCUUCACCAAAUCCCACACGGAGUUUAAAAAAAAAAAAAAAACCAUUCUUUAAAAGCAGUGGUCUCUUACAAUAACAAUCCCCAUGUCUAGUUUUCCCACAAUCUCAUCAUUUUCCCCGUUGCUUAAUCUCUGUCCUCUGAUCUCUCUUACACACACACCCUUUGCUUCAAUUCCAAUCCUUGAACGGUGAUCAUUCACUUACCUAUCUUCAGUGAAAGCAUUCCUAUCUGUUACUACCCACCCUCUGCUUUUCCCUGUUCAUCCAUCACCCAAUUCAGUUCCAUUCAAUUCAAUUCAAACCCGCAGAGCGCAGAGGCGUUGAACUGAACAAUCAUCUCCCUCCCCACCUGGGUUUCUGCAAAAGUCACAGUCUUGGAAGGAAUUUAGUGAUGGGGGUUCAGAAAGACAGGGUGAAAUUCAACGUGGGUGGCAGGGUGAUGGAAACAACCGCAACAACGCUGGCCAAUGCAGGGCGCAAUUCGAUGUUCGGUGCAAUGUUCGACGACAAUUGGAACCUGAUACUAUCAUCAAACAGGGAGGGCGAGAGAUUCCUCGAUCGCAACCCGGAUUGCUUCGAGAUUCUCCUCGAUCUGCUCCGAACCGGGGAACUCUACAUCCCACCCAACAUCCCGGAGAAGCUCCUCUACAGGGAGGCCCUCUACUACGGCCUCUUGGACCACGUACGCGCCGCCAAGUGGGGCCCAUUCGACGGCAACAGGCUAAGGUUGUCCCGUUCUGUGCAGGGCCAGGCCCCGGGUGACGGAACGGCCAUUCGAGCAGGCCCUGAUGGUGGCUGUUGCGUUGCGCAUGGCAGCAUGGUUCAUGUGUAUGAUUGGAUGUUGGAUGAACACCCUCCUCUUAACCUGGAUUACCAGAGGGUUAACGAUGUUGGGUGGGUUGACUCCGACAACAUUGUCAUCGGAGUGAGCGAGCGGCUUGGGAGGGGUGAUGGGGGGAUGGGGCUGUUCAAUUCUCACAACGGGGAGCUUAGGUAUAAGUUUCAGGUUUGUCAUGAGAAUCAGGUGAAGAGUUACACUGCAGGGGCCUUGAGUUUUAGUUCAGAUUACAAGAUAUUUUCUAGUUGUAAGGGGAGGAGUAAUGAGUAUGGGGUAGGGGUUUGGGACCAGGUUACUGGGAAGCAGAUUGAUUUUUUCUACGAGCCUUUGGGGUGGUCUCUGGGGGAUGCUGAUAAGCUUCAGUGGUUGGAAGGGAAUAAUUGUUUGUUGGUGGCUACGAUGUUUCCUAGGAAGGACAACUGUUACAUUAGUGUUUUGGAUUUCAGGGAGAAGAAGAUGGUGUGGUGUUGGUCUGAUGUGGGGGCUCCUUUUGCCGUGGAUGAGAAACGGGUGAGGGAUGCUAUUGCCAUGGAGGAUAAUAGUUCCAUCUGUGUGGUGAAUGAGUUUGAGGAUUUGGGGUUCAUGGAUCUCAGAAGUUCUGCUGCCACCAGCAUUAGGUGGAGCUCCAGAAGUAGGUUGAUGAAGGGGAAGAUGCCGGAGGAACCGUGCUACCCCAAACUGGCACUGCAUGGGGGACAGCUUUUUUCCUCCAUGAAUGAUUGCAUUUCGGUGUUCUGUGGCCCUGAAUGGGUUUUGACCUCUAGGCUCAGACGAAGCUAUGGGGGUUCAAUAUGUGACUUUUCCAUUGGAGGGGACAGGCUUUUUGCGCUCCAUAGUGAGGAGAAUGUGUUUGAUAUUUGGGAGACUCCAACACCACCACUUGUAUGAUUUAGUUCUAGUUUAUUUUUAGUUUACGGUUACUUUUACUUGGUUUGCUAUAUAAACCAGCUGCUUCUGGUUUUCUAGAUAGUGUUGAGUAGUUUAUAACUUGUCAUACAUGUAGGUUUACCUAUACUAAAGGUGUCAUGGUAUAUGUGAAUAUCUGCAGAGAAAGAUGAUAUAUGGACUGCUUCUUUUUUGUGACUCC